AUGCGCCUCAGCGUCAAACCCGUAGCAGUUUGGCCAUCCAAUGGCGCUGCUUACCUGCGGAGACCUCGCAACUACCCCGAUAGCAUCAACGUGCGCGACUCCUACGAACGACAAUCGACUCAAUCGUGCCGAUUCUCCCAAUCGAGUACUUGCCAUGGCGAAUAUACCACCAUAUUCUCUCCAAAUCGCUCUUGCAAAUUCGACAAGUCGCUUAGAAUAGGCGGUGGAUUAUGGCGAUUUUCCACCUCCACACCUGAAAGAAGCGAUGGCUUCGAUGAGGAUGAGGAGGUCGAUUUUGCUGCCAGCACAUCUGAUAUAAGCCGUAUGGUUCGCCAAAGAGUGAACCCUAUCAAGGAAGCCGAAGAACGGGCUCGAAAGAAGAGAGAGGAAGAACAGCUUUUGAUGCGGCGGAGUGUAGAGUUAUUUCAGCGGGCUGACGAGUAUGCGGACGGGCUACGAAGCGCAGUCAAUCUGGUUCAGAAAAUCAAACAGCAUGCGGGAGAACGAAGACGAGCUCAUGAACAGUGGAUGAGGCUCUACGAACAAGUGAUUACGAGCAGUGCAUCUUUGGUCAACGGUGAGAAUCAGCUAUUUGAGGAAUACUUUAUCCUCAAAUAUUCCAGGGCUGGUACUGUCGGCUCAUUCAUUGAUAUCAACGCUACGAUACUCAAACAUGCCCAAGCUGAAGUAUCAAACAGCCGCCAAGCUCUUAGACGCAUCGAGUUGGCGUCUCGAAGAAUCGACCUGGAAUUGCAAUUAACACGGCUUGCAGACUCACUUGGCUCAGUAACCGAGAGGCUCUCUGAUUACCAUGUCACACCUAUCGCCUCGGCAAGAAGAAACAUGGAAAACAUCCUCAUGCCGCUUUCUAGAUUCCACGUACUAUAUGCAAACCUACAGACCUUGGGACACAGAUUGGUAUCGGGAAAGGAGGCCAUUUUGUCCCUACUCAGAGGUAUAACUGUAAAAAACCCCAUGAACAGAUCCCGUCAUACCAGGCUGCAGUGCAAAACAUGGAAUGGGACCGAAGCGCUUUUGCAAGCGGUUCAUCAGUAUCGAGCGGCGAAGCGUAUAUCGCGAUGGCGUGGUCCCCUAGGGCGAAGUCACAUUCUUACCAUGGCCCAAAAUUAUAACAGAAUCUCGGUUAUAAUGAUGCUCGCACCUGAUUUGGGAGUGAGCAUAAGGCGUUUAAAGGCUGAACUCGCUACCCACGGUCCAGCAUCGCUUUUGGCCCACUGGUAUCUUCAUCGAUGGAAAGAAGGUGCUCCGCGUAGUGCCGAUCUCGAUAUAGCCUGGAGACAUCUCGACGUCUAUCAUUCCUUCGACUUACUUUACGUGUCUACUCGGCUUCUACGCAGUAAGGUCAGAUGCCUCUCUGCGGUCAUGGGUGAAAGCGGAAACUUCAACCCCACGUUUGUAGCAUACUUGAAGGAAUGGACUCAGAGGUUUGCGGUUAUGAACGCUUCCAUGUUACAAGACCUUGAGUUGAUGAGUUAUUACACCUGGCUAAGAUUAGAAACCGAGGACAAGGUCAGAAGGCUAGGCGGGGUCCCUGAUACCAUUUCCCGAGACCUGUUUACCCCUAAAGAUCCUCUCAGCGCUGACCUACACCGGUUUUUCCGUUAUGUUUAUGCUAUCGGGGACGGUAUACUUCAGUGCAUGAACCUUGAAUUGGCUCUUGAUCGGUUCAGGCUUCUGAAAGGGCCCAAAACGUCUGAUCUGAUUAAGCUCCUUGAAUUCUCGCCAUAUUCUAGAGGUUUGGUUGAAAAUUUACCAUCUAUAGCCGAAAAUGCAACCACAACAGGAGUAUCUGCCGGAAGGCGGAAAACGGCACCUUUACGACAAACGAAUGAACGAGUACCAGCAGCACGCUCACUAGCGAAAUACUCAAGAUCGUCUCUUGCGCUGGCCCUGACCAAGAAGGCUAUAAUAUUGAUGCGUACAAAAGCUACCGGAUCGGGAAUCAUUUCAUCUGCGACAGGGGCGAGUAAAAUUGCUGCACCGCCUAGUCGAGGGCUUUGUACAGAUCCCAGAGCUUUUGUAAACGAUGACGGGCGACAGUGCGGGGUAUCGAAACCAGAUCUAGCGCUGAUCAACAAGAAUCGAAAAGUCCAAGCCGGAUUAUCGUCACCUGGUCGAGUGGAGGAUAAAGAGGCGGCUGGUUCUUUGGUUUCGCAUACAGAACAUCCAGUUAUAAUGUUGUCUCAUGGAACGCCAGAUAAUUUCGACGAACCUCCCGUUAUUGAUUCUGACGCAUCCAAACCUCAAUACUGGAGCUACACUCAGUACAGAGCGCCAAAUGGGGAAAAGAUCCCCGUUUAUUAUUGCAAGAAUCUUGAACAAGCCGAACGCGCGGCAGCACUAUUUUCUGCAAGCGAGGUUUUAGGCUUUGACAUUGAAUGGAGACCCCAAGCUCAAACCACAUCGGGAAUCAAGAGCAAUGUAUCUCUAAUCCAAAUCGCCAAUGAGGAACGCAUAGGACUGUUUCAUAUCGCGCUGUUCAGGGGCAAUGAGAUCCAUGACUUGGUUCCGCCAUCACUCCGACAACUACUCGAGUCUACCACUACCGUCAAAGUGGGCGUAUCCAUCAAAGCAGACUGUUCACGUGUCCGGCGGCAUUUGGGUAUCAAUACCCGGAGUCUGUUCGAACUCAGCCAUCUCUACAAACUAGUCAAGUACGGCACAACACAGCCGAAAUUGGUUGAUCGACGUACUGUCAACCUCGCUCAACAGGUUGAAGAGGUGUUAGGUUUACCCUUGAAAAAAGAUGGUGAUGUGCGGAAAAGCGAUUGGACUAAACCUUUGGAUUAUGCUCAAGUUCAAUACGCCGCAUCGGACGCUUAUGCAUGUAUAUGUCUUCAUCGAACACUAGAAGUGAAAAGAAAAGCAUUAACGCCCAUCCCUCCAUUACCAGCUUUUGCUGAACUCAACCUCCCCAUUCUUCUUGUUGAGGAAGAUAAACCCGAGGUCGCAGAGCCAGAGGACGAAAUAGUUGAACUUAGCGUGCGUACAGAAAAGUCAUUGAAGUUGAAGGAGGAGGGAGAAAAAGAAAAGGCACUUGUCAAAGUCGUCAAUGAGGGAAACUAG
Molecule: messenger RNA, 3087 nt
Organism: Talaromyces stipitatus ATCC 10500
Lineage: Eukaryota; Fungi; Ascomycota; Eurotiomycetes; Eurotiales; Trichocomaceae
Product: 3'-5' exonuclease/helicase (Wrn), putative
Exons: 2
Coding region: 1-3087 (1028 amino acids)
Biological process (GO): nucleobase-containing compound metabolic process
Cellular component (GO): nucleus; cytoplasm
Molecular function (GO): nucleic acid binding; 3'-5' exonuclease activity
Source: RefSeq, a predicted model, not a curated record